Messenger RNA from Rhopalosiphum maidis (corn leaf aphid), 736 nucleotides. Its product is annotated as ADP-ribosylation factor-like protein 6. Gene Ontology annotation, cellular component: Golgi apparatus. Gene Ontology annotation, biological process: intracellular protein transport; protein localization to organelle; Golgi to plasma membrane protein transport. Lineage: Eukaryota; Metazoa; Arthropoda; Insecta; Hemiptera; Aphididae. The record is from RefSeq and is a predicted model, not a curated record. Gene Ontology annotation, molecular function: GTPase activity; GTP binding. The transcript has 2 exons. The coding region runs from base 125 to 736 and encodes 203 amino acids.
AAUUCGGUCGAGUUACGUCGACCAAGGCGACUAAUUAGAAACGAAGUGUUUUCGCGAAAGAUUACCCGUCACUUCCGUCGCCCUUUUACAGUGUACCCGAGAUUUCCAGUCACCACUGAGGAUUAUGAACAUCUGGCGAAAGCUGACUAGGAUGUUGGGUUUUGUUGGGCGAACGCCACGCCGGCGGAAGGCACGAGUGCUAUUUGUCGGGCUAAACAACGCCGGCAAGAGCACGCUGCUGAACCGCCUGAAACCGGAUCGCGAACAACUGUCCAGGAAACUGAUCGCGCCUACCGUCGGCUUCACCACUGAUAUGUUCGUAUUCAACAACGUCAAAUUCACCGCCAGUGACAUGUCCGGCCGUGACGGGUACCGGAGCAUGUGGGAGUCGAUGUACGCGCAAUGCGACGCCAUCGUGUUCGUGGUGGACAGCACGGACCAGAUGCGCUUUGCCGUGGUCAAGGAUGAGCUGGACAUGAUGCUUCGCCACCCGGACGUGGCCGGCCGGCCGGACCUGCCCAUAUUGUUCGUGGCCAACAAAACGGCCGCGCCGGACGCGUGCGGUGCGUCUGCCUUGGCCGGCGCUCUCAGGCUGCACGAGCACAUGGAACAGGACCGUCCGUGGCGGCUGGCCAGCACGGACGUGGUGGCCGCGCCCGGCCAACCCGCCGAUGAUGGGCUAAGCGACGCCAUGGAAUGGCUGGCGGAAUUGGUCAAGCUCAAUCGACGGCAAUAA